UGUAGUGACAUAGUCUUCCCCCUUUUUCAUUUUUUUCUUUUGUAAAUUUGUUUUUGUGAAAAGUUAUGCGUUUGCGGCGGUUUGCCAUUCCGAGGGUUCGAUCUGGUGCUCUUUUGCGCUGCUGAUUACAUACUGGUAUCGGCAACUGGUCAUUCGCUAUUGACGAUAGUUUCAGAAUUAAGCUCUUGAGAAUGAUUCAGGUGGGACGAGGGUUAUGUCUGCGCUCUCGUCGAACGGCAGUGGCUUACUUAGUUUAGUGGCUACUAAUAAGUGUCGCUGUGUGUAAUGCAGGUUGCAGCUCGCAUCGUUUUUUCCUGCUUUUGUUCGUGAUUAUUUCUGGAAUUUGGUUGGGUUUUGCUCAGCUCAGGCCUUGGGGCUUUCGGACUGACUUGAAACCCAUUGGAUAAUUUUACAGCGCAAAUGCCGAAGGCAAACGUUUCUGAGGAUAACGAAGUCGCUGAUGCGGUUAGCGAUGUCAGCGACGCAGAAGAUAAUUCGGAAUUGUCGGAAGAAACCUUCGAUGUGGAAGCUAUCGAAGACGAGCGACGAAGGGGUGAUAAGAUACAGUAUUACAUCAAAUGGAAAGGCUACGGCCGAGAGGCUAACACCUGGGAGCCGCAGGAGAAUUUACUACAGUGCCAAGAGGCUUUGCGACAAUGGGAAAAGACAAAGCGACAAAAGCAGCAGUCAGGAAAGAAAAAGAAGCGGACCUUCGCAGAUCUCGAUUACGAUUCUCAGCGCGAAGAAAUGCCUGAUACAGCGACAACAGGGAAGGAGAAAAUUGUUGUGGUUAAAGGCACCGACACAAAGCGUCGCAAUGGAGCUGUCAGUGAAGGGUCCAGCGCGAAGGGUCGCAGUUUAGUGACAAGUGGCAAAAAAUCGUCCGACUUGGCCAUGGUUGAUUACCACCGAAACUCUGAACGCGCAUCCGUAGCCGAUUCUUUAGUAUCGGACGCUGGAACAGAAGAAUCCGCGGAGGUUCCAUUUGUUUGUCCGCCUGUGCCACUUGGAAAAUCAAAGAAUAAAAAUAACCCUGCACAGCGAGGAAAAGGAACUCCAGGCGGCUCCAAGUCAGGCAAAGUACUCAAACACCCAAGCAGCAAGCUGCAGAACGGCGUUUCCACUUCCGCUAAGAAGCUUCCCAAUCGUUCUGGAGCUGGUUCUCUAGAAAUAUCAAAUGGCAUACAUGGGAAACGAAUUUCAGUAGACCGUGAGGAGUCUCCUAUUACUGGGAUGGAAAUGUCGCUUACGGUUCCGUUAAAAAAACCCAGCGCUAAAAAAACUGUUGGUGAUGCGGAUACAUUUCGCAAACCUCGACCAGUAAGUCGUACGAAACCCUCCGUAAACCAGGCAAAGCGGAAACGCGAAAUAUCCAUAAAUCGCAAAGGAAAGGAAUGCACUAAUCGGGGUGUUCAAACUGAGCACAUAGAUGAUGAUCCUAUAACAUGCCCCAUUCCACCGGAACUGGCGAAGGAGAACACUCAAAUUGAAGAUCUCCGCUCUAAAGCACUGCGUGUUCUUCGGGUUCAAGGAAUUUUGCAAAGAAAUAAACAUUCUACGACACGUCCUCUUGAUAACGAUGAUGCCUUGGUCGUGGUUGUUUUGGAUGAAGGUGGUGGGAAAGAAGUAGCUGAACUGUUUAGUAAACGCGUUGUCCGUUUUGUGCUGCCGAUUCAGCUGAUUGAAUUCUACGAAGGUCAUUUGAAUUUGCCGGUCAGUGUGCGGACGUUUGUGCCAGGUGCAUGACGGUUGGUAGAUAUUAAAGGGAUGGGUAUUGUGGCGGGUAGUAUAACCGGCGUCCAGGAACUGUUCAACAGCGUUUUCCGCUAUGUUGGAAGAACAGUUUGUUAUCACCCCAAUCCGAAGCCACGAACUGACUGUUCAGGAUCAGUUGCCCGAUCAUCUCGUCACGUCCAUUCUGCGCCGUCUUGGCAUAUAUCUGGUACAGCAUCGUAUUAACGGGAAUCUUGGCCAAAGAUUCUCUGAAAUCUGUAGAGUCGGUCGGGCUCAGAGCAAUGGCUUGAUUCGGAGCGAAAGUCAGAAUCAAAGGCGCCUUCGCAUUGGACGCAUUUUGUCCGUUCGGCUCCACCAUGGCGUGCUGCAUCAACGGCAAUUUGUUCUCAUCCAAAGGACGUCCACACGCACCGCCUGGCAGUGUGCUGAUAGCUUGAUGAAAUGAUUUCCCCAGGUUCUGUAGGAAUUCGUUGUUGGGACUCGGACUCGGGAUCCAGUUACUAAAAUUCUUAGCAAAGAAGUUUCGAUUAGACCCCUGACCUUCCAAGCCCUUCUCGUUAUCCAUGGCGAAAAUGUUGACAGACGGUUGACCAGUGAUGAAUAAUUUGAGCGCUACACCCGGGAGGAUAUUGGUCAUAUCGUACAGUGCCACCGACAGUCGGGCCAAACCAGGAACAUUGUUACCCGCCUUGAAUACACCGGUGUAGGGCGAAUUGGACAGCAUUUUUAGCGUGACCUUUCCCACCGUACCAAAACUGUGAAGGAGUUUCUGUCGGCCGGGCGGCAUUUCAUCGGAAACAAUAGUGAAGGGCUUUUGAGCGAAGGUUGGAUUCAGUACGUUGGGCAGCACCGUGUUCAUUAGAUCCGGACCUUGGGUCGGCAACGGCUUGUUGGAUGGAUACCGGCUGGAAAUGAUGUUGUUCCAUAAUGUCGUCUGUUUUUCUGUUCCUGUCAGGGUCACGUAAUUGGCCGGCAGAGUAGCAUGUGAUGUGCUCAAAGAGCCCAAAACGGUUAUUGCAAUUAAGCUUAUGAAUGUGGACAUUUUUAAAUGGACCAUGUGUAAUCUAGCGCAGCAAAUGGAUAUAUGCAGUCUGCUUACUGGCCUUAAGAAAUACCUUAGGUGUACCAUAAAGUCGUCUGCUAGG
This is a messenger RNA of Paramacrobiotus metropolitanus, 2879 nucleotides long. RefSeq names its product M-phase phosphoprotein 8-like. NCBI's taxonomy places the organism in Eukaryota, Metazoa, Tardigrada, Eutardigrada, Parachela, Macrobiotidae. Bases 421 to 1746 code for a protein of 441 amino acids. The transcript is spliced from 8 exons. The record is from RefSeq and is a predicted model, not a curated record. Gene Ontology annotation, biological process: heterochromatin formation.